Molecule: messenger RNA, 1666 nt
Organism: Podospora bellae-mahoneyi
Lineage: Eukaryota; Fungi; Ascomycota; Sordariomycetes; Sordariales; Podosporaceae
Exons: 5
Coding region: 88-1524 (478 amino acids)
Biological process (GO): mRNA splicing, via spliceosome; protein ubiquitination; DNA repair
Cellular component (GO): cytoplasm; Prp19 complex; U2-type catalytic step 1 spliceosome
Molecular function (GO): ubiquitin protein ligase activity; protein binding
Source: RefSeq, a predicted model, not a curated record
GGUAGUCUCACAGUCCCAGGCUGACCGCAGUUGACCUAUGGCCAAAAAAAUCUAAUUUUUAUAGAGAACACCAGCAGAUAUCCAAAAAUGCUUUGCGCACUGUCUGGCGAGGUUCCCGAGGAGCCUGUUGUUUCGAGAAAGACAGGCACUGUCUUUGAGAAGCGCCUAAUUCUCAAAUACAUUCAAGAAAACGGAAAAGAACCAGGCACCGAAGAAGAGCUCGACCCCGAAGACCUCCUCGAUGUCAAGACCAGCCGCGUCGUCCGACCUCGUCCUCCAAAUUUCACCUCUCUGCCGUCGCUGUUGAAGGCCUUUCAGGAUGAGUGGGACGCGUUGGUAUUGGAAGCAUACAACACAAGGGAGCAGCUGUCUAGAACAAGAGAAGAGCUUGCGACGGCCCUGUACCAACACGAUGCCGCCGUGCGCGUGAUUGCGCGGUUGACCAAGGAGCGGGAUGAGGCCCGGGAUGCUCUUUCCAAGAUCACCGUUGCGCCCUCGGCUGGCGGUGCUUCCAAUGGCGAUGCUAUGGCGGUAGACAACGAGGGUCUCCCAGAAGGACUGGUGGAACAUGUCAAUGAGGUGCAACAACAGUUAACACAACGCCGGCGCGAGAAGCGACCCGCCCCAGAGAAUUGGGCCACCCCAGACGAAGUCUCAGCCUUCCAGCAAACUGGGCACACCGAUCUCUCCGUCUCGCAAGCCUCCUCCCUCGAUGUCGAAUCCGAGUAUGCUGUCAUUGGCGGGUUGGAUGGCAAGGCCGAUAUCUAUUCCAUUCAGGGCAACACAGUGGAGCGCUCGCUGGAUAUCGGUGAGCCAGUAACAUGUACGGUGUGGACGGGAAGCAAGGUUAUCCUGGGUACCUCCAAGGGCUCGGUCAAGGUGUUGGACAGCGGCAGCGAGGUUGCUUCAUUCCACGUACACGCCGGUGCAGUCACUGGUCUCACUGUCCACCCCGGUGGCCGUAUCCUGGCCUCGGUUGGCGUUGACAAGAGCUUUGUCUUUUACGAUCUUGAGACACUGCAACAGGUGUCUCGAGGCUACACGGAUGCUGCUCUGACAUCCUGUGCCUUCCACCCCGACGGCCACUUUCUUGCUGCUGGCACACAGGCGGGAGACAUUAAUGUCUUCCAGACCAAGGAUGGCGUCAAGGUUGUCAACUUUCACCUUGGGGCUCCUGUCCAGGCGCUGGUGUUCUCCGAGAAUGGGUAUUGGUUUGCGGCAACGGGCAAGGGCCAGCAGACGGUCACCAUUUUCGACCUGCGGAAAGAGGGUGAUGCGGCCAAGGCCAAGGAGCUCCAGACGGGCGAUGCGCAGUCUCUUGCGUGGGACCGCACUGGGCAGUACCUCGCGACAGUUGGGUCCACUGGCGUCACGGUGCAAAUGUAUCUGAAGAAGGCCAAGGCGUGGUCCGAGCCACUCAGGACGAGCGUACCAGGCACGGCUAUCCGCUGGGGAACAGAUGCGAAGUCUCUGGUGACGGUCAACAAGGAGGGUGUGGUCUCGGUGCUCAAGGAGAGUGCAUAGAGGAGAAGGGCGAACAUUGGAGAAUCUGUGAGCUUGUAGUAUAGUGCAGAUAUUUGUUCAGUUUUGCUUUUCGGUGGCGCCUGAAAAACCAGCAAUUGGGGUCUUUUCUCUUUUUUAUUUUAUUUUUUUACUCUGCACAGUA